Chara braunii is the source of this 4491-nucleotide messenger RNA. Lineage: Eukaryota; Viridiplantae; Streptophyta; Charophyceae; Charales; Characeae. The record is from the annotation of a GenBank genome assembly.
CGGAACAGCAACAGAGGGGCUGACUUUGUGGCCCAGCCUGAGGCGCUGACUUCUUGUGUCUAUACCUCUCUCUUUUCAGCUGAUUGGUCAAUGAAUAGCGGCGGAAUAGCGGCGGCUUAGCGGCGGAAUAGCGGCGGAAUAACAGUAGGAGGGCCGGCUUUGUGGCCAGACCUGCGGCACUGACUUCUUUAUUUUUUUUUUGUGUGUGUUUUGUCCCCAGACUGACUUCGUCUUCUGCUUCCUUUUUUUGUUUUUUUUGUUUUCAGGCACUGACUUCCUCUCUGUACCCAGUUGCCUUCUGCGCGCUGAUUGGUUGAGCAGGCCGAUGAUCGGUCCAAGGGGGGGCACGAGCGGCGAGUACGUGGGUUUGCGCUAAUUGAUCGGUCUUUCGUCGUAGUGUGUGUUUUCUGUGUUUCCGCCCGCUUGCGCCCCGGCCCCGCCAUCUCUCCGCCUGUCUUACGCGGGCGCUCACGCCCCGGAGUGUCGAUGCGUUUUUUUUUGUUUCUUUUGGUUCUCUUUUGCAUUUUCAGUUUUCACAAAAUUUCGGUCUGAUUUACGGAUUGCUUUUUGUGAUCCCGCGCGCGGCACCACUCCUCGGGGCAAUGUCUGAAAGAUGGGCGUGAUAUUAAUGAUAUCAUUGAAUCUCUCCGUGCGCUUGCUUCCCUCCUCCUCUCUCGAGUGCGCUGCCGGUCUGUGCUCCUCUUGGACUUGUCUUUAUUCAUCAAGAUCAUGAUAUUCAUAAAAAAAUGCAGAACCGAUUAAGAAGGCACACGUGGCAGAGAUUGCAGCCACUGCGGAACCUUCAGUGUACAUAACCGACGCUCUCUCUCUCUUUCUCUGUUCUCUCUCUCUGUUCUCUCUCUCUCUCUCGCUGGCUCGCUCGCUCGGUGUGUCUCUUUUCAGCUUUAUCAGCAAAAUCGGUGGUGGAGGAUGAUCUUUUAUUUUUAUUUUUCAUUUUCUUAAAAUCCCUUCGUGACCCCGUCCGUGUGGAAUUUCCCCAGAUGACGCGGGGUCUUGUCGAUUUUUUUUUUUUUUUUUUUGGUAAUUUGGUCGCAGAAUUGGCCAACAAUUGAUCCUCAUUAUUCUUUUUCUUUCUUUUUCGUGGGGAAAACAGAAACGAAAUUUCCUCCUCUCCUCUGCGUCGAUGUCCGAGUGUUAAUCAAUCUUCCUUUCUUCUCCUCCUCCUCCUCCUCCUCCUCAUCAUCAUGAUCGUUUCCGCUGUCGUUCUACACCCUGCAUUUUCAGCUGCUAUCUGGACGUAAUUGCGGUCAAGUACAUUUACUCACCGUCGAUCUUCGGCAAUCGUUCGGCAAUUUCCAGAACCUUCAUUCUGAACUCCGUGAUUGCAUAUAUAUGUAUAUGUGUGUGUAUAUAUAUAUGCAUAUAUAUAUGUAUAUAUUCAAACAAUAACCCGGAAGUAGCAGUCUAGUAGUUGUAGUUUGAGCAGGAGCAGGAAGAGGAGGGUAGAAGAGGAAGAGGAGGAGGAAGAGGAGGCAGGAGAAGUGUAGAAGAGGAAGAGUAGUAGAGGAGGAGGAGGAGGAGGAGGAAGAGGAGCAGGGCGGAUAAGAGAAGAAUAGUAACGAGUGAAGGAGUGGAGGGGGGAGGGGGGGAGAGAUAAGAGAGGAGGAGGUGGGAGAAGAGAGAAUAGUAGCAAGUGAAGGAGUGGAGGGAAAGGGGGGGGRGGGGGGGGGGGAUAAGAGAGGUGGUAAUGAAAGCUGAUGAGGAGGAGAAGGUUGGGAGAACACAGAGUGAGGAGCCGGAAGGGUUGAGAGCGAAGACGCCUCUGACAAAGAAGAAGGAAGAAGGAAGGGAGCAAAUCUCGCAGAAGAAAAGCUAUGGCGGCGGUCAUCAGGAGGGCAGAGCAGCCCACGGAGGAAUGAUCGUCCGAGGAGGAGGAGGAGGAGGAGGAGGAGGAGGAGGAAGGUUGAUGAAAGAAGGAAAGGAUGCGGAACGACUGGACGGCAAGCAAGGGGGAGGAGUAAGGAUGGCGAUGGCGGCGAGCACCAAUGGAGAGGGAGCGAAGGAUAAAGGCGGGAAAGGUGAGGAUAGGAGAUCGAGUGGAGUGGGAGAGAGCACUAAGGGAAAAGGCGGGAAUGGACACGGCUGUAGUAGUAGUAGUAGUAUUGGUAUCAAAGAUGGAAUGGCGGGAACGGUGAACAAAGGGAUUUUUGUCCAGAAGAGGAAAGAGAGAGGUGCUGACGCAGAGGAAGAGCGCAAGGAGGCGGCGGUUAUGGCUAAUAAGGACGGAAUGGCGGGAAAGGUGAAACAGAAGAUGGACAUGGGCGCGAGCAAGACGACGACGACGACGACGACGACGACAUCGGAGGAGAAGAAACUGGCUAUGGCGAAGAAGGCCACAACGUCAGCCAUCGCCAACAACUCGACGUCUUCAGCGAUGAUACCGACGAAGAAGAAGCCGGCGAUGCCGGCGCCAUCUCCGACGGCAGCCAACCAUGCGGCGGCGGAAGGAAACGGCAAACUAACAGCCAAGUCCUCACUAUCGCUAUCGCCAUCGCCAUCGCCAUCGCUGGCGUCUCCACGUGUCGUCAGUGGCAGCAGCGAUGGCGGGGGGGCUGUCAAAAAGGGUAAGCCUGCCUCGUCGAGCGUCGGUGUUAACGGGGCAGCCCCCCCGGCAACGAUGACGUCAACGAAAGAGCAGCAGCAGCAGCAGCAGCAGCAGCAGCAGCAGCAGCAGCAACGGCGCGCGGGAACGUCGGCGAUUGCGCCGACGACGAAGACGAAGGCGGCGGCACCGACGGUGAUGACGUCAACGAAAAUUAACAACAAGAAGCAGAAACAGAAGAAGAUGGUGAUCGUGAUACGGAAAGCGGACGUUAUGGCGAGAAGAGGAGGAGGAGGAGGUGGUGGUGGUAGUGAAGGAGAUGAUGAUGAGGAAGAAGAAGGAGGCACGUCGAAGACGAAGCCGACGAAGACGCGGAGUCCAACAAGUCAAUCGAAAGUCAAAUCGUUGACCGAGCUCUGCUUGAUGAAGGUCAUUGAUAACCUGGACGUGAUAUCGGACUUGGCAGAUUUGGACAUUGAGCUAAUCUCGAAGAUCCUGGUACACUGUAAUUGGGAGCAGCUGAAGAGGAUUGAAGACGCAACCAAGGGCAGAGAUCUGGCAAGCUUAACGGACGGGCUAUGGAGAGAUUGGUUUGCGCGGCGUUGGGGACAACAAAGUGUGGAUGUGAUAAUGCAGAAGCUGAGUGCACAGGGGACAAGCCACAGUUGGAAAGACAUCUUUGAGGCCAAGGUUAAGGAGCAGGAGGAGGUGCAGACAAAGGGUGUGAGCAGGUUGAUGCAAUUGUACAAAGAAGCGAAUAAUGCCAAAAAGAGUCGCACCAUACAGGUGUGCGACACGAUGCCACCAAGUGGUGUGAAGAGGAAGACUGGAUCAGUUGGGUCGUCAUCCUCGUCCAUGUCGGCACGCGAUCGGUUGAUGAAACGAACAAAGGGCGACUUUUCGGCUGGGUCCAGGAGUAAUGCCCCAUUUGGCAGGGCACUUGGGCCGAGAAGAUGAGCAGCGCGGUUGGGGAUCUCCAGCCGAUGUUAUUUAUCCCGUCUGCUGUGAGCUUGUACCUGAUUUACGCAAAAAAUCUGAGUACCGUAGGCGAGGCAUUUGACCAAUCGAUCGACAAAUAUUCGGCGAAAUGCUUCGUGGCAAAGGACUCUGUGAAAUCAUCUACUGGUAGCAAAUUCAUAUGGGACGCUACCAGCGACUUUUCAUGUUUUUUGUCGGGAGCUCGUUGGUUGAAAAUAAAAAUUGAUUGUGAAAUGGGAGACUUUUUUUUUUUCUUUCAAUUCCGUAGCAGUCGCUCUGGUGUUGCUGUAAUUAAGUCAGGAAUUGUUUUUUUUUUUUUUUGGCAAGGAAAAUAAUUGGAAGGAAUUGGUUUAUUGGAUUUUUGAGUGAGAGGUUCAGUGAAUCACAUUGAUMGAGUUUUUUUUUUUUUUUUUUKUKUKUKUKUKKKUYCUCCCCUCAUCGCUGCAGAGUGAAAACAAGACUCGAUUCUUUUACCCCACCGCUACACUCAAUUGGGACCUGAGUUCAAACUGGGGCCUGCCGCAGUUGGUACCUGAGUUCAAACGUCAGACGGCAUUGAAGCAGAUAAAAAAAAAAAAAAUGGGGACAUUGUGAAGUGCCUGGGGCUGGUCGGUUCAAAUGAUGAUGAUAUGAUAUAUCCAGAGGCCGUCGUCCUUGUAGACCCAAGUUGGGAAUGUAUUGAACCCCACAAGUACUUUGCCCAGCUAUCGGCUGCGGAAAAAAUUGGAGUAGAAACGUUUCUAGUUGGAUGAAUUUGGUCGGUUCUGUAGUGACCCAUACAUUUCCUAAAAUCGUGGCGUGUUAACGGGCGCGGCUUCAGCAGGUACUUGUGGUUUAAUGUAUAACCUAUCCCUGCGUGCUUUGUGAGUCUGGAGGAGGCUGCACGAGGCUGCGCUCCACCUGACCAAAAAGGCUGGUGGUGCCAGUCAAAACAAAAUGGAAACAACACG